GUUGUAGAGUGGAACGAUCAACCCGAUUGGGCCCUUUGCCCCUCCGUGGGUCGGAGCGGCCUGACCUUCGAGGUGGGCCCCUGUCCGUGGGGAUGCCUCGAGCCGGAGCUUUUCCAGCGCUCGCGAAGGCUAGUGCUAGCCUUGCUGGAUUACAUCGAGAAGCACAACUCGCUGAUUGCCCAGGGCAGCGCAAAGAAGGAGAAGGUCUCCAUGCCCGUCUACCGUGCCAUCGGCGUCUCUAUGGACUAUCCACGUGCCGCCGAUGGAGAUCCCACUGCACAUGUUCGGACCCCCAAAACACGAGCUUGGCAGCAAAGGUUCAUGCGCCCCGGAGCUUUUUCUUGUGUUCUUCAUGGGUGA
This is a messenger RNA of Symbiodinium necroappetens, 360 nucleotides long. The record is from the annotation of a GenBank genome assembly. Lineage: Eukaryota; Dinophyceae; Suessiales; Symbiodiniaceae.